This is a messenger RNA of Tricharina praecox, 2123 nucleotides long. RefSeq lists its product as uncharacterized. The record is from RefSeq and is a predicted model, not a curated record. The transcript has 12 exons. NCBI's taxonomy places the organism in Eukaryota, Fungi, Ascomycota, Pezizomycetes, Pezizales, Pyronemataceae. Bases 86 to 1987 code for a protein of 633 amino acids.
ACUCGGACUGGCUUUUCCGGAUAACUACUACAUACCAUCGACAUCGCUAGUAGAGUGUUCUUGGUCUUUCGGACGACGUCGCAUCAUGCCCCAAAAGGAUCCCGAUGUCCUGGGCCCCCUCUGGCACAUCCCAUGUCUCUGCGAGCCCAACGACUACGAUAAGCAAGGCUUUUUCGACUACCCUUCACGGCACGGCUGGAGGAUCGACUACACGACCGAUGAUGGGCCGGUGCGCGUCUCUGGAGAUGGAAAGACGCUAUCUUCGUCGGCCGCAGAGAAAGUUGCUUUCUUGCAGGCAUGGUUGUUCUUCGGGAUGUUGCACGAGGCUUUCCGAAUCUUUGAAGUCCCCAUCGAUUUGGAAGAAUUCGUUGUGCGCCCCGCCGAAGGAUCCGUUCAGUGCAUAACCACCUUUCCGGCCAGGCAGUACUUCGGGCAAUGCAUCGAUGCCGGCAAGAGAACAAUAAAGUCCUGCGUUAAGGCUCACGAAGACCUUGCAAAGCUUUUCAAGCUCGUCUCUGGGAUGAUCUCGCGGUACGAGGACACGGUGUCGCCAACGUCGUGGCGAAUAUCCGACGUUCUUCCGCUCGACGCCAUCCUUUGCAUUCAGGUGCUGGGCGAAUCGCUCAUCAACCUGGCGAAGAUAACGAUCCAUGUCCCGCUGUACGACUCGGCACUGGCAGACGACGGGAAAGUUGGAUUCAAUCGGGCUACGAAUCCUCUACAAGCACGCAUGUUGCAAGGCGGAUGGUGUAUCAGCGCCACUACUAUGCUGCACGAUUUGCUGGAUACGACGAGUCUGUACAUUGCCAGCCACCAUAGCAGCUGCACAAAGGUCCAAUGCUACGCGAACCAGGUUGAUGAGGAUACGUACGAAACGAAACAUACCGAGGAUUGUCAAGGUUGUGAGCAUAUCUCGGUGGACGUCGAGCAGGUCGUUUCGAUUCUAAGGAAAGGCCAGAUCCCGCUGUUGGAAGUCGUCACGGACCGUCCGUACGUCGCGCUUUCGCAUGCCUGGGCGCAGGGCUUGGGGAAUGCCCACAACAAUUCUCUUCCAUACUGCCAGUUGUCGAGGAUUAAAGGAAUGAUUAGCGAACUCAACCCAUCCGUCUCCGGACCGAAAAGUUCUUGCAAGCUCGCUAUCUGGGUUGACACGCUGUGCAUCCCGGUGGCCAUCACCCGUCUCGCCACAACAUACUACGAAUCAGAGCACGUCCUAGUUCUCGACACAGGCCUGAUGACCACCUCCCGGCUCGCAAGCCGUAUGGAGAAAUGCACGCGUAUCCUUAGCUCGGCGUGGUUCCGGCGGCUGUGGACGUACCAGGAAGCGGUGCUCUCGAAGAAUGGCAAUCACGGCGACAAGCUGCAAAUCCAAUUUUCGGACGGACCAAGUCUCUGGCACUCGGAAAACGCACUCUACAGUCUUUUGCUCAUGCUUCCUCUGCAUGGCAAUGUCGCGGUUAAGCUCACAUACCUUGCGCGCGUGCUCCAAUACCGUCGCACCAGUCGGCAAGAAGACGAGGCCAUAUGCUUGACCUCCGUGUUGGGAUACGACCGCAUGGCUGUCUUCUAUUCGUUGGUCGACCGUGUCCCACGGAACCUGAUAUUCGGCACGACGCCUCGCCUCGAAACCGCGGGCGCCCGCAUUGCAACCGCCGAAAACGCCGAUUUCCGCUCUAUAACUCCUCCGACAUGGCCGCAUCGUCACUUUUCGCUGACCGAGGGGCCGGGAAAGCGACAUUGGUCAUUGAGGCCGGUGGAACGAAAGUCCGGAAAGAAUCAAGUGGAGUGGAAUGAGCUUUCACAGGACUUGGAGGCGGGUGCGGUGAUUCUCAAUCAGGACCGCAAGGUCGGGUUGCAUGCACUGGUCUCGAUAUUGAGGGAAGACGGAGGGACUCGGUUCUGCCGGUUUUUGAAAUUGGGUGUGAUUACGGUGGGGAAAGUGGAAAGAGUGCCCAAUGGCGUUCCUCCACUGUGGUGCAUGGGAUAACUGGUCGUCCACCGCUUCAAAUACGAGCGGUACUGGGUCAAAACAUCCUCCCAUUUUCUGUUGUAUAUCGGUACCUCACGCUGGGAGCUGUGUGUAGCAUCUGUUUUUGUUUUGUUUAAUGAAGUCUUGUCUGCUG